AUGGUGAAAGCGCGUUGGGAGGCCAACGAUGAGGUCCUCGACUUCAUCCUGGAGCAAGCUAUACCCCGCUAUGCCCUUCCGCGGGGUCAAAAGGAGUCGCUAUAUACCAGCGUAGCGGCCCUAGUAAGAGAGAGAUUCGGGGAGGACUACCACGACGCCUCCAAUAUUGCUCAUUGCACAAUGAAGCAAGUGAAGUAUGUGGUCGAAAAUUAUGGCAAGGACCCUAGAAAGGGAAACCGGCUAGGCAACCAAAUCCACCUGUCGACCGGUGGGAGCCCGCGCGAGGAGCCGAACACCGGCGGAAAUGCGACGGCCGCCGCCAGUAAAAAGGGGGCAAAUAAACGACCUUGCCACCACUGCGGCGGUAGUGGAUUAGAGCCAGUUGAUCCCAAAUCUUCCUCGGGCUCCAAAUCAUCAGGACCGCCGAACAUAAAACCCAGUGGCGCAACGGGCCAGCACCGGCGGGGACACAGAUAUACGCCAAUGUCUAUCACAGGUGGCGAACCCGGCAAUACCUAUGAUCCUCAUGGUGAUGGGGCGCAAGGUAAUCUGGACCUAUACGCCCAGGGCCAGCCUUCAUUUCACCAUCCUCAAGAUUGUAAUGUAGGCCGUACGACUGGCGUGGCUCAAGGACUUGAUCCAUCUGCGUAUCCCUUCAACCCCGAUAUUGGUCUUGUCCCUCAGCUCCCGCAACAUGCGGGAGUAAACAUGAAUGCCGGCAAUAUGGCUGGAGAGGGUGGUUCUACCACCCAAGGUAUUACGGGUAGUCUGCUAAACAGCGGCUACCCGCAAAUGUCAGGAGUCAGACGCAGUGCAAUGGAUGCGCCCGAGGACGGGCAAGAUACAGUUGCUAAAUUUCACUCCGAUUACCGAAAGCGAAGGAUGGUUGCAAGCAACGCUACCACGCAGGGUUCAUCGACGGGGGAAACUCAGGCCUACAAGAGGCAGAGAACUACUACCCCGUCAGCAUCUCGUUCGACGGGGUACCAACCUGUCACUUCGGCUCCAGUUGAGCGGGGUCUGACGUUAAACCCUGCUCCCUCCGCUGGUACCAACUAUGCCGAUGCCGUUGGUGCUAAUAACUCCCAGACAGUGGGUUUUUUGGAUUUGCUGGAGGAUAACACCCAGCAGGCCUAUCAAUUUGCCGAUCACGACGGUGAUUCCGCGCUGGGUUUCACCCCAGCUUCCGCCGCCUUACAUUCGCUGGGUGAUAAUACCGGCAGCAGCCACCAGGGUUUUCAAUUUCCCCAUCAAGAUGAUGAUCUUCUGCAGCUGCUCACCUCGGCUCCCGCGGAGACCCUAGAGUCCCAAUAUAAUGAGGACGAGUUUGUCAAUUGGGGCUAUGACCAACUCUUCCCUGACGGCGCAAAUGCCAAUGGUUCUGCUGACGGGUGGAAGGCCCCGCAUGACCCUUCCACAGAUUAG
Hypoxylon trugodes is the source of this 1425-nucleotide messenger RNA. RefSeq lists its product as uncharacterized. Lineage: Eukaryota; Fungi; Ascomycota; Sordariomycetes; Xylariales; Hypoxylaceae. Bases 1 to 1425 code for a protein of 474 amino acids. The transcript is spliced from 3 exons. The record is from RefSeq and is a predicted model, not a curated record.